Messenger RNA from Penicillium pulvis, 1587 nucleotides. Its product is annotated as fungal specific transcription factor domain-containing protein. Gene Ontology annotation, molecular function: zinc ion binding; DNA-binding transcription factor activity, RNA polymerase II-specific; RNA polymerase II cis-regulatory region sequence-specific DNA binding. Bases 1 to 1587 code for a protein of 528 amino acids. The record is from RefSeq and is a predicted model, not a curated record. Gene Ontology annotation, biological process: DNA-templated transcription; regulation of transcription by RNA polymerase II. Gene Ontology annotation, cellular component: chromatin. NCBI's taxonomy places the organism in Eukaryota, Fungi, Ascomycota, Eurotiomycetes, Eurotiales, Aspergillaceae. The transcript has a single exon.
AUGGCAGUGGACCAAAUUUACAGAACAAUUGACGAUCUGUGGAAAAGACUUAAUUCAGAUGUUCAUCGCUCGGGGUUUACCUCCUCCUUUUUGGACUCCUGCCUUCAUGAAUAUUUCAAAAGAAUAUCUCCCAGCUUUCCUGUUAUUCAUGAACAGACCUUCCAAGCGCAAAAGACCAUCCCGCCUCUGUUACUGAACAUGGUGGCUCUGGGAUCUCUCUUUGUGUGUGAAAAAGAUGCCGUUGAGAAGGGCGAAAUGCUUUGGCGGCUAGGCCACACAGCGGUUGCCACGAGUUGGCAAACUUUGAUUGAAAUACGAGGACCAUGGGAUAGCUGCGAUGGCGUCCAGCUGGUUCUGACUGCUCUUAUUGGGCAAGCAUAUGCAUUGCUAUCAAGCAACACUAGCAUUCGAACAACGGCAUCAGUAUUUCACGGAUUGGGGUUCUAUUGGGCUAGAACCUCAGGCAUGUACUCCAUACCAGAUGUUUUAUCAGGUCUACCGAGUCUUGAUCUACCCGAGGCAGAUAGAAACACCCUCUGGAAAACUUGGGCUGCCACCGAAGUUCAACGGAGAGCGAUCUUGGGUCACUAUGUUCUCGAUGGCCUAAUAUCACAAGCAUCUGGCUCACCAGCUAGCGCGAGACAUCUCAUUAACAGUCUCAGUACGGCUUGUUCGGAUGCUGCUUUUGCUGCGAAGACUGCCGACGAAUGGAUACUGGAGAUUACACGUCCAAAUCAAUCGCAGAUCCCGGUAUGUGAGGCUUUCACGCAGAUAUUUUCGCCAAAUUACAGCGAAAGUCCCCUACAAUUAUCAAAUUUGUCUACAUUCGUCAUGAUCGAAGGGUUACAAUCGCUGAUCGCUGACCUGCACGAAAUUCGGGGUCCUGUGUUUGGCACUGUCUCGAAGAGCCAGAUUGUCCAAGCGAUGCUGAAUAUACACCAGGGAAACAUUGUGCCAGAAACUGAAUCAGAUUCCCAUCGUCUUCCUAUCCUCAUAAGGUGGCACUGUGUUUUUAUUGAGACCACUGCUCCUUCAAUCGCAAUUUAUCGAUGGCUGUGUGAUCACUAUGAACUUCCACAAGUCCUUGGUGGAAUACAUGCUAAGAGCCAGCUUGGGAAUCUCAACCUUAUUCAAUGGGUUGGGCAAGCAGAUGCGUUCCGUGCUAUUCUACAUGCGAGCUCUAUCACGCGUCUUCUUGAUACCUUGCCUCUUAGUCAGGUCUACAGGGCGAUGCAUAUUCCUACUGCAGUCUUUACCUCUGCAAUGAUCAUUGCUACGAUGUGUCUUUUUAAUGGACCUGUGAUUAAGAUCCCGGAACGAUAUACCUGGUUCGACGUUUGGAAGGGUCACCUUUCUGCGAAUACUGAUCAAGAAUCCUUGAACCCGUCGGGACCAGAAGAUGUUUUACGAGAUCUGGGGGUUUCAGGUCAGGGUGAUAUGACGGUCUUAAAUCUCCUCGACGAACUCAAUUCCUUACAAGUCAUCCUGAAAACCGUCGCUUCAAGGUGGGGUGUCUCCGCCCAGAUGGGCGAUAUCAUCGGAAGAUUAGCAGUCGUUGCGCGUGAAAGCCGCCAUUCAAUUCGAUAG